This is a messenger RNA of Histoplasma capsulatum G186AR, 1381 nucleotides long. RefSeq lists its product as uncharacterized. The record is from RefSeq and is a predicted model, not a curated record. The transcript has 3 exons. The coding region runs from base 1 to 1278 and encodes 425 amino acids. NCBI's taxonomy places the organism in Eukaryota, Fungi, Ascomycota, Eurotiomycetes, Onygenales, Ajellomycetaceae.
AUGCCAGUGCUCCACUCGGGCGCCCAUAUUGAGUUGGCAAGUCUCGAGAUCUUGAAGGCGUUGAAUGUGGGCCUCCAUCUACCUUCCCCAUUCGCAAAUCCCCAAGUGGAUCGAACUCUGGAUCCAUUGGGAAAAGGGAAUAUCGCUAACAACAACUCCUUCCCCGCUAACCCUUCUGCUUUUGCGUUCUCGUCCCCGCCUGCCCCACCUCAGCCUACCAAAGCGAGCUCCACCAAGCCUACGGACUUCAGGAUUGUCGCCGUGAUAUUCUAUGGACGCCCGGAUCGAGUGGAGAUUUUAGACUGUUACCUCAAGCGCAAUCUAGUAACAAACGGGGGAUGGAUCGAUGAGGUGCUUUGGGCUCCCAACACGGAAAACCAGGGCGAUUUAAAUUGGCUUGAUAAGCUGGUGCCCACUUCACCCCUUUACAGAAAAAUUUCGAUCGACGCGCAGAAAAAAGGAUACUCGAAAAUAUGGGACAGCACCGUGACCGAACCCGACACCCUUUAUAUCAAAAUGGACGAUGAUAUUAUUUACAUCGACAACAAUGCGAUACCCAAGUUGGUCUCUCUAAAGCUCGAAAAUGACCACUCGUACCUUGUUUCAGCAAACGUCAUCAACGGCGCCCCUUUGCCCUAUCACCACUACCGCACCGGAGCUAUAAGACCCUACCUUCCCGAAUUGACGCCGCCUUUUAACAUCACAAACAGCGAUGUUACUUCCCUUCGAAAACCAACUUGGCGCGCCUCAGAACUUCCAUACUGGGAAGGCCCAGAUGGCUUCCAGUUCCCACUCGAAGUUGGCAAUGCGCCGUAUCCAAACCAUCGAUGGCUGCCUGUGCACAACGAGAAUAGAACUGCUAUAUACCGUACGCCUAUCCACCAUGCGCUCUGUAGCCCUUGGGCAGAAAACCAAGGCAAAUGGUCCCUUGCAGCGCAACAACAUUUCUCCUUCCUAGAGUCUCUGGAACAAAACGCAACAGAUGUCUAUGACUUCGCGCGUCGCGGUGUGUGGGAUAUGGGCUUCGAACGGAUCAGUAUCAAUUUCAUUGCUAUCUGGGGGAGGGACGUCCUCGAUCAUCUUCCGCUCAUUGACGAUGAAGGGAUGCUGACGAAGCUAAUUCCCAAACAGCUACGUAGACCCGUACUCGUCGCAACGGGAGCUCUCGCUGCUCACUACGCCUUUGCGUCGCAAGUUCGCGACCUCAAGCAAACCGAUAUUCUCUCGCGAUACCGUGCAUAUGCAAACGAUUUGAUUUGCCCUGGUGCCUUACCCUAAACAUGCGAUAUGAUUCUCUUACACUUACACAUUUGUAUUUAUAUUUAGAUUUUUAGAAAGGGCUAGAGUCCAAUGUGAAUUCGAUCUAAACUCUUCUACCUUC